UGGCGCGGCCCUGACUCCCCUGAGAGGCUGAAAAGGGAGCCCCCCCAUCCCCCCCCCCCCCCCGGUUAGCGGGCCGCCGCCGCCGCCGCCGCCAUGUCUCGCUUCUCCGUGCCCACCUCUUCCAAGUCGCUGGCAUGGCGGGACCUGACGGAGGGAGCGGGCCGGCAGCACUCGUGGAUGUCCGCCCCGUUCGUCACCUUCUCCUCCAUUCUCGCCCGCCCCGACGACGACCUCCCCAAGGAGCUGGAGGAGGCGGAGCGGCCCGGCUUCGUCUCCGAGGAGGAGGAGGAGGAGGAGGGCGAGGAGGAGUCCACCGAGUCCGAGCCGGAGCCCGAACCCAUGGAGGAGGAAUUUGAUGGCGUGCUGGAUGAAGACACUGUUUCGGAGGCCUUGCACAACCUGGGCCAAUCAGCCCCUGGCACGGAGUUUGUCUACCUCAAUCUCUCACUUACCGACCGCUUGCUGAGCAACGUGAGCAUCCUCUCCAAAUACGUUCACCUCGAGAAGCUGGAUCUUUCCCACAAUAGAAUCAACGGUAUGAGGUCCACUUCUUUCAAUUCCUUGGUCGUAAAACCAUUUCAGAUUACGGAGAAGGGGGAAUGCAGCCAACCGGGGCAGUUCUCUUAUUACAAAAAGCAAUUCACGAAAUCAAACCAGAUAGAAAAAGCCGUGGGCUUGGAAGAGCUCAAAGCCCUGAGGACCUUGGAUUUGUCCGGCAAUCAGAUUAGUAGUUUGGAAGGUCUGGAGGAUCACAAUUUACUGGAGGAGAUCAAUCUGGAGGACAACCAGAUCAGCGAGCUGGGGGAACUGGAAUACAUUGAAGACCUCCCUCUCCUCAGGACACUUAAUUUGUUAGACAAUCCAGUACAGCAACAGCCCGAUUAUUGGCUCCUGGUCAUUUUCAUGCUGCCCCGACUGACGGAGCUGGACCACAAGAAAAUCACCGUGGAAGAAAAGGUUGCAGCUGUGAACAAGUACGACCCUCCUCCCGAAGUGGUGGCGGCUCAGGACCACAUGACCCACAUCAUGUACAGCAUGAUGCAGCCGCAGCGGAUCUACGACAGCACUCUGCCUAGCCAGGAUGCCCCCUACCCCAUGCUGGUGCUGACCGGCCCGCUGGCGUGCUGGAAACGAGAACUUUGCCACAGGCUCUGCAGGAAGUUCAACAACUAUUUCAGAUACGGUCCGUGCCACACCACAAGGCCGGCUUACUUUGGAGAAGAAAAUCGCCUGGAUUACUAUUUUGUGUCCGAGGAGGAGUUUGAUAAGAUGUCGUACAUGGGGAAAUUUAUUGCGACUUUUAAAUAUAACAGCUUUCGGUACGGGCUGGGCCGAGAUACUAUUGAUUCUAUUGCCCGGGAAGGGCUGGCGACCUGCGUUCACAUGGAAAUAGAGGGGGUGAGAAGCCUGAAGAAUUCCUACUUCGAACCCCGCUACAUCCUGUUGAUCCCCGUGAACAAAGAAAGAUACGGGGGUCACCUGCGAAGGAUGGGCCUCUUCAGCAGACCGGAGAUCGAGAAAGCCAUCCAGAGGGUGGACAUGUACUACAAACUGAACCAGGAUUACCCAGGUUUCUUUGAUGCAGUGAUCGAUGUAGAUGACUACGAUGAAGCGUUCGCCAAGCUAGUCCGCCUCAUCGAGGAAUACCUGGGGCUAGUGAAACCUCCGGAGUCGGAAGUGACGGUUCCAGCAGCAGCUCCUGAGAAAACGACGGAUAAGAAAAUGGCAGCCAUCGUCAAGGGCGCUACUGUCGUCCCAGGGCCUGCCACCAAUGAAUUCUUGGACUCAUCAGCCAGAAAUCACAUGGCCAGAAUAUCAGCCAAACUUUCAGAAGAGAAAACAGCAGUGGAAGAGGCCUCUCUGCAAAGGCGGCAAGAAAUGGCUCGGCUGGGACUGAUGGGGAGAGUGUCCAGCAGCUACUGUCAUCUCUUUCCAAGGGAUGAAGCCAGUAUCACAACCGUAGCCAGCACAUACCCCCAGUAUCUGGAGCCCACCGCUUACGGCGGCCGCUGCAGCAUCGCUGCACAGGGUGCCGGCUCCCUGGACCGCAGUAGCCAGAGAUCGAGUGAAGUCAGAAACCUUUCGUGCUCCAGAGAAUCGCGAGGUUCAGCUCGAUUGUCACUGAUCACCUCGGCUAGACUAAUUAUGUCCAUGAGGUCUUCGAGCAGGAGAUCCGUCUCCCCUGCUUCGCUGGGUGAUGGGGCCGAAGGUGACCAUGUGGACAAGAAAGAGCAAGACGCUUCUCCUGAGGUCAAAGAGAAAAAGACGCUGAAAUCUAAGUCUUCCUCCCCGCAUAUUCCCCACGUCACAAUCCGGCCGGGGUCUAACACCAAAGCGGUGCUCCCUCCCAUCCCGUCGGGACGGAAAAAACACAACUCGUGAGGGCGAAGCGGCGUCUUUUCCCCGCUGCUGCCUCGUGCUGAGUUCCCCCCCCCUUUGCUCUGUCCCCCUCCACGAAAAACCUGCACAGAGUUUUCCGUUUCUGAUGGCUCAGUGCUGAUUCCUCUCCUCUGAAACACGGGAUCUUUAGCCGCCGGGGAUGUCUCGCGAGCGGAACAGGCCACGCAUAAGGGGCACAGAAUCCCUCGGGGGCCGGGAAGAAUGCGCCGCUCCUCACAAAAAUCCAGAUCUUUGCUUUUCUCGCUAGCUCGAAAUUGUUUGUUUUCCCUCCUUUGGAAAUGUCGGAGCCGCUCUUUAGCCGGUUGUGGGUUUGCUGUAGCUGUUUGAAGGCCUUGGGCACCGAAGGUGUAUUGUAUUGAAGGAGUAUUGAAGGCCUUGGGCUCCUAAGGCUGACGUGUAUUGUACAGACGGAUGGAUUUUUCUAGUGCUGUAUUUUCCCUGCAAGAUGAAAUAGGUUAUUGUUUUCCUAUAAAAUAACAAAAUAGCCCA
Sphaerodactylus townsendi is the source of this 2889-nucleotide messenger RNA. It is a transcript of the gene LRGUK, whose product is annotated as leucine rich repeats and guanylate kinase domain containing. The transcript has 18 exons. The record is from RefSeq and is a predicted model, not a curated record. Lineage: Eukaryota; Metazoa; Chordata; Lepidosauria; Squamata; Sphaerodactylidae. Gene Ontology annotation, cellular component: cytosol. Gene Ontology annotation, molecular function: protein binding; GMP kinase activity. The coding region runs from base 94 to 2382 and encodes 762 amino acids.